GUGCCCUUAGACGUAUCCGUCCUCAACCACAUAAAACUUGGAUCUCUCAAAUUGACUCAAUUUAGAGCGUAGUAGCUGGUAAUCUUGAUACUUUACGCGUACACAAAAUUAUAUACACUAUUCCGUUACGUGUAAAGGCGUUUGGUCGUUGGUUUUCACGAACACCAACGAAACGCUGCUCGGUAAUCAAAGACAAGUCAUCUCUCGCUGGAUUUGUACGUUUGUUUUCAAGUUGGUUGGAUAUAACGCGUUUAUGAGCCUUCUUAUUCAUGGAGAAUCCGUGGAGAAUACGCUGCAUUUGCUCAUUCGAAGACGAUGACGGAUUCACCAUACAAUGCGAACGCUGUGAUGUUUGGCAGCAUGCAGUCUGUAUGAAUAUUGAUCCGAAUCACAUUCCUGACGAAUACAUCUGUGAAGAGUGCCAACCACGGCCUGUGGACCGAAAACGAGCCUAUGAAAUCCAACAUGCUCGCAAGUUGCUCGAGGAAAAGAAAAGUACGCCACAGCGGAGACGUUCAGGCAGUACUAGGGGACGGGGAGUCGCCCAUGGUUCGACUCGUCUUUCGCAUUCUCACAUUUCGAAAACAGCGACGAACAAUGACUCUGUCUUCGUGCAUCAAUCACCAGCUCGCAGUUCAAGCACGUCCACAACAUCCACUCGCACAUCUACGCUAACUGGCAAUCGCCGACGUCGCUCCCAUGCCCAUUCACAUUCGGCAGAACGUUUGUUGGAGUCAAAUGCCGGCAAAGAGUCUACCCCGUAUCGUUUGGAGUAUGUUCCAAUUGCCCGGAACAUAAUGUCGGCUAAGGCGAAACAAGUAUUAUCUACUUGUCGACUAAAAACAGUUUCAUCCAACAGCGUUUCCGACUGCUGCAGCGUCGUUCCCGUUGAAACACAAAAUUUCUGCGCCAGCAAGUUUGGAUUGUUCGCAACACGGGACAUAAAACCGAAAUCCUUGAUUACCGAGGUCAUGGGAGAUGUGUAUACGUUCGAUGAAUACAAGCAUGAACCCAGAAAUCAGUAUCAAUGUAUUGGUGUCACGAAACGCUGUGUCUUCUAUAACGCUGAAACGGGUCUUGUGGUUGACGCGAGGGUUCGGGGUUCAGACGCUCGUUUUGCUCGGAACAGUUGUCAGCCUACCGUCGGUUUGACUGCUGUCCGUGUCAACAAUUUGCACGACGAGGUUCAUUUUUUUCUCGUUGCUUUAUCACACAUCAAGGCAGGAACAGAGUUGACAGUUGACUGGAACUUCGAUGAGCAUCAUCCAUACCACGAGUUGUUAAAUGAAACUCCCAACGAGCACACUCUUUUGCGUUAUGAUCAUUGGAAAGCCCUAGAAAAUCUCACGUCAACUAUUUUGACUAUGUCGGAUUGUGCAAUGACUGAUUAUAGAGAUUGUGUAUUCGUAAAAAUCUUAAGCCUGUUUCAAGAUUGUGCCGCUCUCGUUCCUUUUACACUUUCGUUGCCCAUGGGCAGUCUUUCAACCUAUAAUGCUACUCGAGCCGAAUAUUUGUAUCGAGACUCGAGUAACAAACCAACAAGUUUCAAGCCAACACUCCCAUUUUUCACACAAUUGCCACCCACCAUGUCUCUUAAACAGAAGUGGAUUGAACGAUAUGUUAAUAAACGAGAGGCUCAGUUAGCCGCUGCUGUUGAACCAAUGUCAAUGGACUCAAACAACAAAUUGGCGGUCGAGCAGUCCGUUGAUAAACUUGUUGUUUCCAUUAGCGCUGAUUCUCCUAAAGAGCGUAAGCGGCUGCCUACAAGCUCUUCUUUGGCCGAAAAUGCUACGGACGGGUCGCAUGACUCGUCUGAAUCUACCGAAAUUCUGCCUGCAGCCAACGUGAAGAAAAUGAAGGCGAAUUCACCCACGCUGUUACCCACUGAGCAUUUGGUGGGCAAUACUGAGCAUAUUGCAAGGGAGCCUCUGAAAAUAGAAGGACCCACAAAGUUAGAGGGUAUGGUGUCGUCUCCCUUGGCAAUGCACUCUAUGACGAGCAUCCCCACGUUAGAGGAUGCAUUGGACGAGAAAAAGCCUUCUCCCAAGGCUCUUGACGCCGAGUCUCCAAACCCAUUGUCACCAUUGCCUUUGCUCGCCACUGAGCGGGAUGGUGAUGCUUGUGUCUCACCCAAAAAGAAACGGCUCUCCCGAACGGAGAAGAAUAAGAACAGUGUUCCAUCGAUUGCCCAGCGGACAACUUCUACACAUUCAAUGAAACCACCUGUCAAUCAUGCCCCGCCUACUCCUCCUGCAGCAUCUGCGAAUCUCGCGUCAACAACUUCCAUCCCACGCUCUACACCUUCCUUACGAAUUACAAUAACGGACUCUCCUAUCUCAGCUGUUCCAAAGCCAAUUGAUCCUACGGUUACAUCGCCUUCCAUGAAUCACCAUUUCCAUGCUGUACACGCAAGUUCUUCAAAAAGCAUUGCCUCAACGCCUACAUCUGCCCAUGUUUUGUCACCCUUGUUGAGUGUCGAUCCAUUGCCUACCCUGCCUUCUGCUCUCUCUCCGGACACUACUAAAGCCGAGCCCUCGUUGUCUCCUCAAUUGCCCGUUCAUCCAAGCAGUGAUGUUGUUCCCGCAACUGCUGCUACUCCUGCAUCCUCUAAUCCUAAGAAGCUUACCUUAUCCGAAUAUCGGAGGCGGCGGCAGUCCUUGGCUAAAACAGCGGUAACACCUAAGAACGUUUCGCCUAUUGAAGCUCCACCCAGUGGCUUGCCAACCCUUUCGCCUACCUCCUCCAUCUCUGUCCCUACCGCUACAGUCCCUCCCGUGUCCUUUUCUCCAAUCGCUAAUAUGACCGAUCCUUUUCCUGCUGAAACAGCUACUGCAUGCAAGGUCAAUGCACCCUUGCCCCCAUCCACACAAUCUAAUGCCCCUCCGAGAAUGAGUGAUACAGAGGAAGUCUCGGACAGUCACUGGUCCUCCAAUUCUUCGAAUGUUUGUGCUACUUCUAAAGUGUGAGAUGAACUAAGGGUAAGCGGACAUCUGGUGCCUGUUUAUUUUGGGAUUUAUUCGGUUGCUGUAUCCUUUGUAAGUCCGCUUCUGAUGUUGUUCUAGUCUUCUUUUUUCUUCGUUGCGUGCCAUUACAUGGUCAUGUCAUGUCUUGUCAUUCGUUAUGUUAUUCACUUAUGGGUCUAUGGUGUUCCGUGUUCUCCGGGUUCUUUCAUUUGUCUUUUAUUCUUAUACAUUUUUUACAUAUUACGCUAUUUUUACUUUUGCUCUAUGACUUUACGUUUUAUGAAACGGAGGACGAAUCUGGAUAAGAUUUUCUUAGUCUUGAAAUAGUGUUAUCCUUCGUCUAAAGCCCGUGACUGAGUCUUUAAAUCUUUCGGAUUUGUCUCUCAAUUCCUUUAUGGCCGAUUUUUCACCAUGUCUGUUCGUUGUGUUUGUUUAUUGCUUUUGGACUAGCUCAAUCGCUUAUCUCGGAGUGUUAGUGAAAGAUCGUUUUCUUAUAUUGUUGGGCUAUCUAUGGGAUUUAUGUCUACGUUGUUCACGUUUGCGUAUCCAGCGUAGCAGCUUUUUUUACUCCGUUUUCCGUCUGCUAUCUUUAACGUGUUUUUUUUUUCUUAUUAGGGACGCUACGACGUUGCUCUGCAUUACGGUGGUGGUAUACGAAGCCGAGAAUGUGUGGAGUGCUUCAAGUGUUGAAGUAACUAUCCAUCACCAAGGAAUCAACACCGUCCUCC
Schizosaccharomyces japonicus yFS275 is the source of this 3691-nucleotide messenger RNA. RefSeq names its product histone lysine methyltransferase Set3. Lineage: Eukaryota; Fungi; Ascomycota; Schizosaccharomycetes; Schizosaccharomycetales; Schizosaccharomycetaceae. The transcript has a single exon. The record is from RefSeq and is a predicted model, not a curated record. Bases 270 to 2966 code for a protein of 898 amino acids. Gene Ontology annotation, cellular component: chromatin; protein-containing complex; nucleus.